AUGGUGGAGCCUUUCUACCCCGCCGGCACGUAUCACUGCCCAAAGUCGGCACCGCUGGCCGUUCUACGCCGCUUUCUGCUGCUCCAUGUAACCUCUAGCCUGUUUCUCUGUUCUCUCUUUUUCCUUCCGACGGCGGCGUUCCAGCAUUCGCCGUCGCCCCUGCAGUCUUCGCUGAAUGCGGCAGACUCUUCUGAGCUAGACCUCGCGCCUGCACGCGAUGAAGCGCCGCGACGGGAAAAUGCGUUUGAGGCGGGCGCGUUCUCACGAGGCCAUCCAGAGGGCUUACGUCACGGCAGUCAGGUGAACACACAGGACACUGGCCUUUCAGACAGAAUUCUGCUCUCAGUUCCCGAGCCGGCGCAAGCAGAAGACUGGACUGACAAUGCUGGCAGAGUGCCUAGCAGCUCGGGUGGUCCGGGACGUUUGGAGCCGGAUGGGCGCAGCGAAAACGAGCAGAGAGGAGGAGCGAAGGCGGCGAGAGUCGAACAGCGAAGCCGUGGCGUUAUGGACACCAGAUCCCCGGUUCUCUCUCAGAAUGAACAGAUGCAAACUUCGCAGCGCAGGCUUCGCGAGGUGGAGAGACUCGAACGGCCUAGCGCCGAUCUGGAGGACUGGGAAGGCCUCGUCAGAUAUAAAGAAGUUAGCAAGUCCUCAGGGCCGUACAGCGUGAGGGUUGAAGGCCGAUUUCUACGAAUUGGCGGGAGGAAAACCCUCGUUCUAGCAGCCGGAAUGUCGUCCUACUUCUUCUACUCGGAGGGUAGCGACUGGCCAAGUUUCCUCAGGAACGCGAGAGCAGCGGGCUGCAACGCAGUGCACACGACAGUCGUCUGGGGAGCACACGAGCAAACCCCGGACGUCUACGACUUCAUUCGCCCAUCCGCCAACCUCAUCAAAUUCGCGCAAAUGGCUGCCGCGAAUGACCUUUUUCUGAUUCUCAACAUUUGGCCAGCUCCGGAGGCAAGACCGGAGUGGAGGAACGGCGGGUUGCCUGCGUGGCUUCACGUCAACCUCCUCGACCCCUUUGAAGCCGCGUCAACUGCGGCACGGCGACAGCGUUCGCGUCUCAGGAAGUGGCUACGAGUGCUGAGGCGGAUACUGAAGCCCGUGUCAGCGGGCGAGGGAGGGCCGUUGAUUCUUCUGCAGGUGGAAAGCUCCGCCGCAUUCCCCUUUUUCGUCAGAGAAGUGUUUGCUCCGGCGCUUUCCAGUUCGAUGUCCACACCAGCGACCGCACUCCAGGUCGACAGUCUUUCCGGGUCUAGCCAGCACGCCUUCAGCGAGGACAGGUCUUUCGGGAGGCAAAAAGAGCUUUUUUUUGAGGAGUCAGGCGACAGUGAGGCAAACGCGGCGGAUGGUGCCGCGAGACGACACCAUGCCACGGGCAACGGAUCUCCUGUGGGAGAAGACGCCGAUGAGAGCGACGACUGCUUGGAAGAAGAAGGAGACGAGAUUGAAGUGGAUGAGCAACAGUUCCGGGACUUGCCAAGCGACGGGCAGUUUCCACGCAACCUUCAAACUUCGGACGGGGAGGUUCCUGACUCCGAGCAGCGAGGGACGGAGGCAGGCCUCUCCGGCGUCGGGCCGCAGAAGCAAAAGGAACCGGAGUUUCAGGGCAGAGACCGGAGCCGCGGCCCAGGACAGCCCAAGAAGACAGUCUGGAGUUGGUUUGUCUCUUUCUUCGCUAGUCGCCCCAAUCAGCGGAAAGGAACUGUUGAGCGAACGGCGAGCGCGGGCGGGACGAACGCGAGAUCGGGAGACGGCGCCGGAAUCCGGGAAUCGGAUGAGGCCCACAACACAGGCUCGCCGGGUCUCAACUGGCGAAAGUGUUCACCGGCUCGGAUUUUGUCCACCUUGAAACUUCGGCGACGCGAGGUGGAUCUGAGUCAAAGAGGUGCGGACGGUCGCCCGGACGCGGUGCCAGGAACACACGAAAGGAUGGCAAAGGAAGCUAGGGAGGAAACGGAAACGGCCGUGCAUGCGGACGGCUCCGACGCAGAUCGGUCGCGACCCUGUGGGCAUCGGGACCACCAGUCACGGCCGUCUUUUGCGGGUUGCGCCGAAACGAGGGACUUCCAGUCGCAGCCGUGCAGCCACGCCUCCAUCUCCAGUGAAGUCAAGGAAACGACAGACUCCCCUCUACGCAGUGCUCUGUGGACUGACGGUGGGAAAAGGAUUCGCACGUGCCGAGUGCGGCCUAUUUCCUCAUGGGGCCUUGGGCCCCGGUACUGGAGAAGCGAUCCUUACCUUCGAGCGCGUCAAGUUCUAGGCUUGGAGGAGAGAUGCGAAGUGCGGCGAAGAGACACGGAGGUCGAGUCUGGGGACACUCGCAGGCACGCGCGCGAAUUUGCCUCGCCAAAGGGAGAAGGAAACGCCCGCGAACAGUGGGAGAGGAGAGGCGGAAAGGGGCAAAUGGAGUCUACGGGCCGUGGCUGCAGCGCGCCAGAGGGAGGGAGACUGCCACGAAAUGGGGAAGACGGAACACUCGCAGACGGGCAGAGCACGCGUGAGGAUGGCGGUCGAGACCGCUUCUGCUCAGGCUGGGCAAAAGACAAGGACCGCGCUACGGACCAGACUACACGAGACUUCGAACUCAUCGAGCAGAUGUUAAAAACACGAACUCGGCGAAGCCAGAAGCGCCUAGAACACUACGGCCUCGACAACAGAGCUCUUCUGCAUUCAGGCGUCUCCGAGGUAAAGGCUGGGGCCCGCCUGGAGCGCAGCGCACUCUGCGAAGGCCCCAACGUCCAAGAAUCGAAGGAAGACGCGGAAAAGGGCGACCGCCAACGGCGUGGCGCGUGCAGUGUCUGUACGGCCGGUCGCAGGCGACGGGGCGUCUGGGAGGAGCUUCAUGAGACACUGCAUUUGCCUUUCGUUUUCUCAAUUACACUCGGCGAAUCGGGCGACCUCGAUGAAGCCGAGGGAGCGUUUCUCCGCACCCUGUUGGAUGCCAAUCUGGGCGUGGACGGAGAUGCUCCGCUCGCCGGCGGCGCCUUCCUGCUCGCUUGCACUGGACACGCCUGUGCCCCGCCCCGCGGAGGCAUUCGCGGCGUGCCUGGCUCGCGCGUCCCUUCCAGAAGGUUCCUGCUCGGGAGACCACGGAACGCGACGGAGCGGCAAGGGGCGGCGCUCGACAGUUUAGCGGCUCCGACGACCUCGCCGGCGUUUUCCGACUUGCUGGAUCCGAAGACCACUGGCAGGUUUUCCUGGCGCUCGCUCCUCGGCCUUCCGCCUAAGCUCUCAGAGGACGUUUUGGAGUCCCUGCGGGCAACUCGGGCGGCCGAGCGAAGCAACGGCACACCGGCAACUUCUGUGCCUGAUAGUGCGUUUGCCGAGAGCUCCUACAGCUGGGAAAGGUUCCUCCGUCUGUUCGAAUGGAGAACGAUUUCAUCGUUCAUGUCUUCGCUUCUGCACGGCAGGCGCCCCUCCCUGCCCCCGUCGCCGUACACAGCUUCCCCGCCGUUUUCGUCCUCGGCCGGCGUCGCCGCUUCUCAGCCAGAACGGAUUGCACGGGGCGCGACUUGGGAGGCCAGCACCGCUUUCACGGACGUGCCCGUGGAAGCGCUCCAAGACGUCGUACGCUUCUUCGCGUACGGCGGAACCGUCCUCUCUCACGUGCCUUUUAUCGAAACCAAUCCGGCGCUGGAAGACGACCCCGCGCGGCGGGCCGUGGUGCCGCAACCUCUCGAACCCGUUUCAGCGGAGGUUUCGCCUGCCUCGUGCGGCGCCUUUUCGCCAGAGUGUUCGCUGCAGACGGCGCCUUCGCCCGCUCCGUGUCCCUCCUCGGAACGCCUUUCCUGGGGAACUGCCGAAGCCGGCGACGGCGGACGCGUCGCCGCCUUGACGUUUGCGGGGCGGAAGGCGCGAGCGCCGCUGAAUGUUUGGGCUUCUCCUCAAACGCCGCUUUUUGAAGUUCUCGUUUUGCUUCAUCGAUUUCUAGGACACGCGAGCGGGAAUUUAUUGGAGCGACCGUCGUACACUCUCCCCGUUUUCCGAAGCGCCCACGUGGAGCUCUUUCCUUUCAAGACUGUGGAUAUCAUUUGCAACACACACCGGAAGCGCACCAUCGCUCUGUCGGGAGGACGCGGCAGAAACCGGUUGCCGCUGUCCCCUCUGUCUUGCUACGGAUAUGAAAAGGCGACGGGAACACCCGCGAGUGCAGCCCCCGCGAAAAGGCGAAGCCGCCUCAUCUACUCGACGGCGCUGUAUAGGCGGCACGCGGUGAAGGCGGCAAGAGCUUUUGCCGAGGACGGUGACCAAGGCAGAAGACAGCAGGCAGACGCGCAUGCCCGACACAAAGCGUCUCAGCGUGAAGGGGGGAAACCGUCCAGAACCAACAGGGCGUCCUACGCUGACUUGUUUGCGAUUGCUGAUGGAGCGCGACUCGUGAGACCCCAGGUCUGGGUUCAAAGCAUGCGCAGAGUUGAUCCGAUUCCGCAUGCGACUGCCGUCACUUCCGCCCUGUCGGAGGGUCCGGCGUUUUGCCUGAGAGACGACGCGCCAGCAAUCGCCUGGGUCGGUCGCCUCUCGGUUCUGGCCUAUCCCCAACGCCUCGCUCAAGGCUGGUCCGACUUCAUCUGGUACGAAGCGAACCUGGUUGGACCUCAAGAUACUCGAGACGCGCAGAACGGCAGGACGACGAAUCGAGGAACCUUGGCGUCGGGGCAGGAGCGACUGGUCGCAGCAGACGCACCAGGCGUCCUGGCGGUGCGAUGCAGUGAACGCAGCAGCUCGGUCUAUGUUUUCUCGGAACGUGGAGCGCUUCUCGGUCAGACGGUCUCUGAUGCGGUGAGGGACGAACCGUGGCACACCGCCCGGGGGCCAGGAACUGUCGCUCCCUUUCACGCGGAUGAAGUCUGGCUACGAGUGCAGAUCCCACCGGGAGUCAGGAAGGUUAUCAUUCUGAGCUCGUCGGUCGGAGCCCGAAACUACGCAUCUUUGAUUCAAUCGAUUCACCGUCCCUCCUGGAGAAGCCGACUACGUCGACUCGCUUGUAGCUUCCUUGCGCGAAUGAACUCUCUCUGCCGCUGGAGAGCAAAAUCCAGCGACGCAGAGCAGUUCCAUCUCCAGGGGCAGCAACCGGCAAGCAUGCAUGAGCUGCGGUGGCAGUCGCUCCCGCUGGAGCCAUCUAAGGCAACGGUGCAUUGGUCUGCGAAGGGAACCGCAGCUGCAAUCUGGAGUUGCCCUAAAUGCGUUUUUAGAGAUGUGGGGAUUUGCUCCCGCCUCACAGCAGCACGCGACGAGCGAAGGCGCACUCACGGUAAAGCCGUUCACAUCGGCACCUGCGCUGCAUGCGGACCAGGCAAACGGUGGUGCGCAGUAUCGGUGAUCGCCACAGGAGUGUAUACCAAGUUCUCAAAAUCACCUCAGGCAAAAUCCAACGCUUCGGCGGAGAGCCAUGGUCACCUGCCGCGGAUUAAAGAUUGCUGUACCGGCCGUAAAGGACGCGCGUAUGUCAAUUCGCAGUUCGCAGGGUACUAUUCGAUAAGCGGAAGCUGCACGCACGGAACGCCCCCCGAUCCCGAAUGUGGAACAACGGCAGCUCUCGUAAAAAUUCCCACAGACUGGGUUAAGCCGGGUUUAAAUUACGUGGACCUGCUUGAGGAAAAAGGCGGAUACGGAGGUGGCGUCAGCAUCCAGGAGGAAUUCCAUGGCGGCCAUGCUGCCACUCUUGCGUGGACGGAAUGUUUAAUAGUUGGAGCCGUCGUCCUUCUCGUUUGGCUCAUGGCCCUCGUCCUUGUCGGGAUACUCCUGCAGAUGUGCCGCCAGAAAUAUCAAGGGCAAGGUUUCAGUGUACAAGAAGUUAUCUUCAGGCAGAUUGUUCAGUCUAUCAACCCAUCCGAACUAGAGAGCCCGUCAACCUCGGGAACAGUGUCUCCCGUGCACGGUCGAGGCAACCCGGCUACUCGCGCACGACACUGA
Messenger RNA from Neospora caninum, 5916 nucleotides. RefSeq names its product putative glycosyl hydrolases family 35 domain-containing protein. Bases 1 to 5916 code for a protein of 1971 amino acids. The record is from RefSeq and is a predicted model, not a curated record. Gene Ontology annotation, biological process: carbohydrate metabolic process. The transcript has 20 exons. Gene Ontology annotation, molecular function: beta-galactosidase activity. Gene Ontology annotation, cellular component: vacuole. NCBI's taxonomy places the organism in Eukaryota, Apicomplexa, Conoidasida, Eucoccidiorida, Sarcocystidae.